AUGGAUGACAAUUAUUACGAUCUAACUGCCGAAUUAGAUGCCAGAGAGAUAUUAAGAUAUCUUAACAAUUUGGGUAUUCAUAACAUAAGUGGUGAGGUCUUGAAGUAUUUUAUUACAGAUUUAAAAAAGCUAAUAAAGUAUGACCUGCAACAAAAGAACCAGUCCAGAUCCACAAACCACGAGAAAGAUGAAACGCCAGGUCCAGAGAGGUUGCAUAGUGCGAGCACGUUUUGUUCCCGCCUUAGGUCUAAAGGCCACGAAAAUGUUAUACCAAAAUGUACCAGAGAAUGUCAGAAGAGUAGGAAAGUAAAUGUUAGAAAUGUACACUCUGCACCUAACUUGGGACAGCCAAAAACAGAAGAUAAGCCCCUUAGGCGGGCUUGUUCUUGUGUAAGAGUUGAGAAAAAAGAAGAAAAAAGGUCUGAACUGGAGAAGGAAAGGAGUUCUUCUUGUACUACUAGUAAUAAUUUGAUCAAAGUGCCAAAACAACAACCGAAAAAGAAAUGUGAUCCCGUCACUUUGUACCAUUACUACACCACUUUAUGGGACAAGUACAAAUCUAAUGUGCCGGGCGAAAACAACUGGUCAGACUUACGAUGGAGUAUCAGACAGAAAAUGGCUGGAAAUAUUGUAAAACAGACAUCUUCAAAUAAGGUUCCUGAUUCUCACAGAGAAAAAGAACAGGGGACUGUUAGAUCUUGA
This is a messenger RNA of Spodoptera littoralis (African cotton leafworm), 702 nucleotides long. Lineage: Eukaryota; Metazoa; Arthropoda; Insecta; Lepidoptera; Noctuidae. The record is from the annotation of a GenBank genome assembly.